Messenger RNA from Candoia aspera, 1846 nucleotides. It is a transcript of the gene CLK3, whose product is annotated as CDC like kinase 3. The transcript is spliced from 14 exons. Gene Ontology annotation, cellular component: nucleus. Bases 58 to 1599 code for a protein of 513 amino acids. The record is from RefSeq and is a predicted model, not a curated record. NCBI's taxonomy places the organism in Eukaryota, Metazoa, Chordata, Lepidosauria, Squamata, Candoiidae. Gene Ontology annotation, molecular function: ATP binding; protein tyrosine kinase activity; protein serine/threonine kinase activity. Gene Ontology annotation, biological process: peptidyl-tyrosine phosphorylation; regulation of RNA splicing.
GUCGUCGUCGGUGGUGGAGAACUCCAGUCGGAGGCCUCAGAGGGGCCGGAAACUGCGAUGCAUCACUGCAAACGUUACCACUCGCCGGAGCCGGAGCCCUAUAUGAGCCACAGAUGGAAGAAGCGGCGGUCCCGUAGCAGAGAGCACCACGAAGGAAGACCGCGGUAUCCAGCCCGCCGGGAUCUUUCUAGGAGAUCGCGUUCUAGAAGUUGCUUCGUAAAUCAGCCUGCCUGCCCACUCAGUCUGGCCGUCUCUCCUCUGACCUGCUAUUGGCAAGAGAGAUUGCCUUACCAGAGAGGGUACCGAGAGAGGACCGACAGCGAAGUCCACAAGUUUGAAGAGCAAAGCCCGUCUUUUGUAGAGGACUAUUACUCUGCCCGUCGUUCACGUCAUCACCGGAGAUCUCGGGACCGAGAGCGUCACCGGACCAGGAAGCACCAGCAUCGUUGUCGGAAACGCAGGACCAGGUCUUGUAGCAGUACCUCCUCGAGAAGCCAACAGAGCAAUAAGCGCAGCAGGAGCGUGGAAGAUGACAAGGAAGGUCACCUGGUGUGCAGGAUCGGCGAUUGGCUCCAAGAGCGAUAUGAAAUUGUUGGGAGCCUCGGUGAAGGGACUUUUGGCAAAGUGGUGGAGUGCGUGGACCACGCCAGAGGCAAAUCUCUGGUAGCUUUGAAAAUCAUUCGAAAUGUGGGCAAAUACCGUGAAGCGGCCAGACUAGAAAUUAAUGUCUUAAAGAAAAUUAAAGAAAAAGACAAGGAAAAUAAACACUUGUGUGUCUUGAUGUCAGAUUGGUUCAACUUCCAUGGCCACAUGUGCAUUGCUUUUGAGCUCCUGGGCAAGAACACCUUUGAAUUUUUGAAAGAGAAUAACUUCCAGCCCUACCCCCUUCCACAGAUAAGGCACAUGGCCUACCAGCUCUGCCAUGCCUUGAAAUUUCUGCACGACAACCAGCUGACCCACACGGAUCUCAAACCUGAAAACAUCUUGUUUGUAAACUCGGAAUAUGAUAGCUUGUACAAUGAGAAAAAGAACUGUGAGGAGAAAUCCAUCCGGAACACAUGCAUCCGGGUAGCGGAUUUUGGGAGUGCCACUUUUGACCACGAGCAUCACACCACUAUAGUGGCGACUCGGCACUACCGCCCCCCAGAGGUGAUUUUGGAGCUGGGCUGGGCACAGCCUUGUGACGUCUGGAGCAUUGGCUGCAUCCUCUUUGAGUAUUACCGGGGAUUCACACUUUUUCAGACUCAUGAGAAUAGAGAACAUCUAGUAAUGAUGGAGAAAAUCCUUGGCCCAAUCCCACAGCACAUGAUCCGCAAAACUCGGAAACAGAAGUAUUUUCACAAAGGAGUUUUAAUAUGGGAUGAGAACUCUUCUGAUGGAAGAUACGUGCAAGAGAACUGCAAACCACUACAGACGUACACGCUCCACGAUUCCUCUGAACAUCUGCAGUUGUUUAGUCUGAUGAGGCAAAUGUUGGAGUUUGACCCUGCGCAGCGGAUCACGUUCGCCGAAGCCCUGCUCCACCCCUUCUUUGCCGGCUUAUCUCCAGAGGAAAGGCGGCUGACUUGCAGAGAUUCAAGCCGCGAUUUAAGCAGAUGACGGCCGGGAAGAGGAGGGGCGGUCACAGCAGGACAUGUAAAUACGCUGAGAUUGGUCUGACCUCUGUGGGGAACAACUCCAACUCCAAGAAUCCCCGCAUAGCACCAUGGACUGCGGUGUUGGUGCGAUCUCAGAUUGGACACCGGGCAGGAGAGGGGAGUGGGACUGCAGCCCAGAAGCACAGAUUUGUCUCAUAUUUAUAUGUUGUAAAGUUCAAAUAAAGUGUUUCAUAUUGUUUGAUAAUUUA